This is a messenger RNA of Symbiodinium natans, 1461 nucleotides long. The record is from the annotation of a GenBank genome assembly. Lineage: Eukaryota; Dinophyceae; Suessiales; Symbiodiniaceae.
AUGCGGCUGUGGGACUUCAUACUUGUCUUCUGCUUGGUCUACACUGCGCUGGUCACGCCAUACGAGAUCGCAUUCAUCCCUGACCGUGACAGCAUUCUACUGGUUAUCAAUCGAAUAGUGGACGUCGUGUUCAUCAAGGACAUGGUCAUGCAGUUUUUCAUGAAGGUGGAACGAAACACAAGGCAAGGGAAGAUCUGGGUGCGGGACCGCUGGAAAGUGGCCGUGCUGUACGUCAAGACCUGGUUUCUGAUCGACUUAGCGUCGGUUCUUCCGUACGAUGACUUCACGGACCUGCUCCAGGAGAGCGCUGACGGUAUACAGAGCGUGAAGAUCCUGAGAACGAUCAGGGUUCUCCGGCUCGUCAAACUUCUUCGGAUUCUCAAAGCCAGCCGAAUGGUGAAGCGCUGGGAAAAUCGAAUAGCGCUGAAGAGCACGAGUCUGUACUUGAUAAAGUUUGCCAUGUUGAUCAUUCUCUCGUGCCACUGGAUGGCCUGCAUCUGGGGAUUCUUGGGCCUGCUCGAAGGAAGCAUGCUGAAGUGCAAGGAUGAGCUGCAGCAAGACGGAGAUCCGCUUGGUCUCAUGGCAUCAAAUCCUGAUGCCACGUACUUCUUCGAAGAACGUGCAGGUGACGCUCACAACCCCUCUCAGUGGUUUGGAGACAGCUGGGUGGUGAGAUGGGCAGCCAGUCGUGCAGCGAGCUCUCCAACGAAUCCUUGCGACAAUGGCACUGUCUACAUAGCGGCCUUGUACUGGUCGGUGAUGACCAUGACCUCCGUUGGGUACGGAGAUGUUCUUCCAUACACUCCGGCAGAAUACUUGGUGUGCACCACCUGCAUGAUGAUUAGCUCCAUCGUCUGGGCCUACAUCAUCGGCGCUGCUUGCGCCGUGAUGUCCAAGAUGGACCCCGAACUGAGCGAGUUCGAAAGAAGGAUUGAUGAUUUCAAUGCCAUGGCUCAUGACCAGGAUUUGCCUGGGCACAUUCGCUGGCGCGGACGCGAGUUCAUUCGAGAGCAGCGCUUUCACAUGCACUACCUCCGCAACAUCGAUGCUUGGGAAGGGCUUGGGGCUGACCUGCGGGGCACCGUGGCGCGACAGAUGGCGUCGCACUACAUCAACCACAUUUGGUUCUUCAAAGGAACCAAAGCCCAAUUUCGCGAAGAUUGUGCGAAGAACUUCGUGCCAAUGUUCUAUGAGCGCCGGGAGGUCAUAGAAAAGCCCGUUCAGCUGAAUGUGGUUGAGCGUGGAGCCGUGGGACGUCUUGGUCGAAUUUUAGUACCUUGGGGGUACUGGGGCGAGGACAUGCUCAUCCGCAUGGCCAUGCUCCGCCAGGACAGCUCUGCCAUGGCUCUCACCUACACAGAAAUCAUGUCCCUCAGCCGCGACUCGCUGUCGCACGUCCUCCUAGACUUCCCGGAGGUGUCUCUUUGCCUUGCUCGUCCCUGUGUCAGUCCUGGAGCUUGA